Messenger RNA from Brassica napus (rape), 5152 nucleotides. RefSeq names its product myosin-6. The coding region runs from base 291 to 4880 and encodes 1529 amino acids. NCBI's taxonomy places the organism in Eukaryota, Viridiplantae, Streptophyta, Magnoliopsida, Brassicales, Brassicaceae. Gene Ontology annotation, cellular component: cytoplasm; vesicle; actin cytoskeleton. The record is from RefSeq and is a predicted model, not a curated record. Gene Ontology annotation, biological process: root hair elongation; actin filament organization; vesicle transport along actin filament. The transcript is spliced from 38 exons. Gene Ontology annotation, molecular function: microfilament motor activity; actin filament binding; ATP binding.
AGGUGGCCGAGAGGAGGCAAAGCACGAAAAAGGAAAAAAAAAAACAAUAAAACUCAAAAAAUAGUCGAGGGGGGAAAGAAAAAUAGAAAAUAUUCAGAAACCCGUUUAGAUUUAUUUGCACCUCCUCCUUCUUGAUUUUUUUGCUCGUCUCUCUCCACCAAAUCCGAGUGUCUCAAAGUUCUUCGCUCGAAGCUGUUCUUAUUGUUUUUGUAGAUUUCAGAACUUCACUGUUCGUUUGAUUCAUUCCAGAUCCAGAAUCUGUAUCUGAAGUCUCUGAUCUACGAUACAAAAUGGCUGGUAACUUCAGUCCUUCAGUUGGGUCGUGUGUGUGGGUGGAGGACCGUGACGAAGCAUGGAUCGAUGGUGAAGUUGUAGAGGUUAAUGGUGAAGAUCUCAAAGUCCUAUGCACUUCAGGGAAACACGUUGUUACAAAAGCAUCUGCUGUUUAUCCGAAAGAUACGGAAGCGCCAGCAUCCGGAGUUGAUGAUAUGACAAGACUUGCUUAUUUACACGAACCUGGAGUUCUGCAGAAUUUGCAUUCAAGAUAUGAUAUUAAUGAGAUUUAUACUUAUACAGGAAGCAUACUGAUUGCUGUUAAUCCGUUUAGAAGACUACCACAUCUUUAUAGUAGCCAUAUGAUGGCGCAGUAUAAAGGAGCUGCCUUAGGGGAGCUAAGUCCACAUCCAUUCGCCGUCGCAGAUGCUGCAUAUAGACAGAUGAUUAAUGACGGAGUAAGUCAAUCGAUUCUGGUUAGUGGAGAAAGUGGGGCUGGUAAAACUGAAAGCACAAAGUUGCUGAUGAGAUAUCUUGCUUACAUGGGAGGGAGAGCUGCUUCUGAGGGAAGAAGUGUUGAACAAAAAGUGUUGGAGUCAAAUCCUGUGUUAGAAGCAUUCGGAAAUGCAAAGACUGUCAGGAACAAUAAUUCCAGUCGUUUUGGUAAGUUUGUGGAGAUUCAGUUUGACGAAAAGGGAAGGAUAUCAGGAGCUGCCAUAAGAACUUAUUUGUUGGAAAGAUCACGUGUGUGUCAGCUUUCUGAUCCUGAAAGAAACUAUCACUGUUUCUACAUGCUUUGUGCUGCUCCUAAAGAAGAUGUGGAGAGAUACAAGUUGGGUGAACCAAAGACAUACCACUAUCUAAAUCAAUCUAAAUGUCUAGAGGUGGAUAGUAUAAAUGAUGCUGAGGAAUACCAUGCCACAAGACGUGCUAUGGAUGUCGUCGGGAUCAGUACUGAAGAACAGGUAGUAAUCGCAUUGUCUCUUGUAGAAAAGAUUCUAUACUUUACUGAUGAUAUCUCGUUUCAGGAUGCGAUUUUCAGCGUUGUAGCUGCCAUUCUCCAUCUCGGGAAUGUCGAGUUUGCUAAAGGAGCAGAGAUUGACUCAUCGGUUCCUAAAGAUGAAAAAUCAUUGUUUCAUCUGAAAACUGCAGCUGAGCUUCUCAGCUGCGAUGAAAAGGCACUUGAGGAUUCACUAUGCAAGCGUAUCAUGGUAACUCGUGAUGAAACCAUCACAAAAACUCUUGAUCCAGAAGCUGCUACUCUUAGUAGAGAUGCUUUGGCUAAAGUCAUGUACUCACGGUUGUUUGACUGGCUUGUCGAUAAGAUUAAUAGUUCCAUUGGUCAAGAUCCUCACUCGAAGUACUUGAUUGGUGUUCUUGAUAUUUACGGAUUCGAGAGUUUCAAGACAAACAGUUUUGAGCAAUUUUGCAUCAAUCUGACCAAUGAAAAACUUCAGCAGCAUUUUAAUCAGCAUGUCUUUAAAAUGGAGCAAGAGGAAUAUAAGAAGGAGGAGAUCAACUGGAGCUAUAUAGAGUUCGUUGACAAUCAAGAUAUCUUAGACCUAAUAGAAAAGAAACCUGGAGGUAUUAUUGCUCUGCUAGAUGAAGCUUGCAUGUUUCCAAGGUCAACACAUGAAACUUUUGCACAGAAGCUAUACCAGACAUUCAAAAACCACAAGCGGUUUACCAAACCGAAAUUAGCUCGUAGCGACUUCACAAUUUGUCAUUACGCUGGUGAUGUCACUUAUCAGACAGAGCUUUUCCUGGACAAGAACAAAGAUUACGUUAUUGCUGAGCAUCAGGCACUGUUAAAUUCUUCCAGUUGUUCCUUUGUAGCAAGUUUGUUCCCACCAACGUCUGACGAUUCCAAUAAGUCUAAAUUCUCAUCUAUUGGUACCCGUUUCAAGCAACAAUUGGUAUCGUUGCUUGAGAUUCUCAAUACCACGGAGCCACACUAUAUUCGCUGUAUCAAACCAAAUAAUCUUCUCAAGCCUGGAAUCUUUGAGAACGAAAACAUCUUACAGCAACUACGUUGUGGGGGAGUGAUGGAGGCAAUCAGGAUCAGUUGUGCUGGCUAUCCUACCAGGAAACAUUUCGAUGAGUUCUUGAACAGAUUUGGCAUUCUUGCUCCAGAAGUGUUGGUCAAGAACUCUGAUGACCCUGCUGCUUGCAAGAAGCUUCUGGAGAAAGUUGGACUCGAAGGUUAUCAGAUUGGCAAGACAAAGGUUUUUCUGAGGGCUGGACAAAUGGCAGACUUGGAUACCAGAAGGACUGAGGUCUUGGGAAGAUCAGCAAGCAUUAUCCAGAGAAAAGUCCGGUCUUAUCUUGCUAAAAAGAGUUUCAUCCUUCUGCGUAAUUCUGCUAAGCAGAUUCAGUCAGUUUGCAGAGGGUAUCUUGCUAGAAAUGUAUAUGAAGGCAUGCGCAGGGAAGCUGCUGCUUUAAAGAUACAGAGAGACUUACGCAUGUUUCUGGCUAGGAAGGAUUACACAGAACUGUGUUCUGCUGCUGUUUCGGUCCAAGCUGGUAUGCGUGGUAUGGUUGCCCGUGACGAACUAUGUUUCAGAAGGCAGACGAAAGCAGCAAGGAUAAUUCAGACUUGGUGCCGUGGAUACUUGGCCCGGCUGCAUUACAGAAAACUAAAGAAAGCAACUAUCACUACACAAUGUGCAUGGAGAUCUAAGAUUGCUCGUGGGGAACUUCGGAAGCUUAAGAUGGCUGCUCGAGAAACUGGAGCUCUUCAAGAAGCCAAGAACAAGCUAGAGAAGCAAGUUGAAGAGCUGACCUGGAGAUUGCAGUUAGAAAAACGGAUAAGGACUGACUUGGAAGAGGCCAAGAAACAAGAAAGUGCAAAAGCGCAGUCUUCUUUGGAGGAAUUAGAACUUAGAUGCAAAGAAACAGAGGCAUUGCUUAUCAAAGAGCGUGAAGCUGCAAAGAAAGUUACCGAGAUCGCCCCCAUUAUUAAAGAGGUUCCUGUGGUUGAUCAGGAAUUAAUGGAGAAGAUCACAAAUGAAAAUGAAAAGCUGAAGGGGAUGGUGAGUUCACUGGAAAUGAAAAUCGAUGAGACAGAGAAAAAACUUCAAGAGACAACCAAGAUUAGCGAGGAUAGACUUAAGCAAGCAUUGGAUGUUGAAACCAAACUAGUGAAGUUGAAAACCGCAAUGCAAAGGCUUGAAGAGAAAAUCUUAGACAUGGAAGCUGAGAAAAACAUUAUGCGUCAGCAUCAGCAAACAAUCUCAAGCACUCCUGUGAGGACUACUCUAGGACAUCCUCCAACUGCACCUUUUAAGAAUUUGGAAAAUAGCAACCAAAUAAACUUGGAAAGCGAGUUCAAUGAAGCUGAGUUUACAACACCAGUUGCUGGCAACGCUGAGAAAUCUGCUGCAGAACGUCAGAUUAUGGAUGCCGAUGCUCUCAUUGACUGUGUAAAAGACAACAUCGGUUUCAGCAAUGGGAAACCUGUGGCUGCGUUUACGAUAUACAAGUGUCUUCUUCACUGGAAGUGUUUCGAAUCUGAGAAGACCAAUGUGUUUGAUCGUCUGAUUCAGAUGAUUGGUUCUGCCAUUGAGAAUGAAGAUGACAAUAGUCACUUGGCGUAUUGGUUGACAAGCACAUCUGCGCUAUUAUUUUUGCUUCAAAAAAGUCUUAAAACCGGUGGCAGUGGAGCAGCACAAAGCAUGAAGCCACCUACUGCAACUUCUUUGUUUGGAAGGAUGGCCAUGAGCUUCCGCUCAUCACCAGCUUCAGGCAACCUAGCAGCAGCAGCUGAAGCCGCUGCUAACGCAGUGAUCCGUCCGGUGGAGGCGAAGUACCCGGCUCUGCUUUUCAAGCAACAGCUUGCAGCCUAUGUUGAGAAAAUGUUUGGGAUGGUUAGAGAUAACUUGAAGAAAGAGUUAUCUACUUUACUUUCUCUAUGCAUUCAGGCGCCGAGAACAUCUAAAGGAGGGAUGCUAAGAUCUGGUAGGUCCUUUGGAAAAGAUUCUCCUGCAACUCACUGGCAAAGCAUUAUCGAUGGUCUCAAUUCACUUCUUGUCACACUGAAAGAGAAUCAUGUUCCUUUAGUACUCAUCCAGAAGAUAUACUCUCAAACAUUCUCUUUCAUCAACGUACAACUUUUCAACAGCCUUCUUCUACGAAAAGAGUGCUGUACAUUUAGCAAUGGAGAGUUUGUCAAAGCCGGACUUGCUGAGCUAGAGCUAUGGUGUUGCCAAGCCAAAGAAUAUGCUGGACCUUCUUGGGAAGAAUUGAAACAAAUCAGACAAGCUGUCGGGUUCCUGGUUAUACACCAAAAGUACAGAAUCUCAUACGAUGAUAUAGCACACGAUCUUUGCCCGGGACUCAGUGUCCAGCAGCUUUACCGUAUUUGCACAUUAUACUGGGACGAUAGCUAUAACACCAGAAGCGUCUCACAAGAAGUUAUAUCGAGCAUGCGGGCACUCAUGACAGAGGAAUCCAAUGAUGCAGACAGUGAUUCCUUCUUGUUGGAUGAUGAUUCCAGUAUUCCUUUCUCAAUCGAUGAUAUUUCAAGUUCGAUGCAAGAGAAGGACUUUGUAGGAAUCAAACCAGCAGAAGAGCUUCUUGAAAAUCCUGCUUUUGUAUUCUUGCACUAAGAAGUUCCUGAAAGUUGAGAAGCUCAGAUUCUUAAAGCUCUCUUCCUCUUUGUUUUUUACUCUUGGGGUGGAGAGGAGGGGGUCUUCCUCAAGAGGAAAGAUGAUGAGUAAAAGUGUAAAGUUGUGGGGCUGUUUUGAAAGUAUUACCAGUGUAAUUCUCAACUAUUCAUUCAUUAUUAUUUUUGACCUCAGAUAUUUUUGUUUUUUAUUUUUUCUCAUUUUAUAUGUUUUCAGACAGACGACUAUAUUGCAAAGUUUAAAAUUCCUUGGUU